Messenger RNA from Drosophila grimshawi, 2753 nucleotides. Its product is annotated as testis-expressed protein 10 homolog. The transcript has a single exon. Gene Ontology annotation, cellular component: MLL1 complex; nucleus. Bases 69 to 2087 code for a protein of 672 amino acids. The record is from RefSeq and is a predicted model, not a curated record. Lineage: Eukaryota; Metazoa; Arthropoda; Insecta; Diptera; Drosophilidae.
AGGCCGAUAAGUUGUUGCGGGCAGCACAUGUUUGUGAUUCAAAUUGUGGCAAUCACAAAUCACACAAAAUGGGUGGACAUCACAAAAAGAAUUUGCGUGCCGAGAAAGCGAAAGUGAAAUUGAAAGGCGCCAAGCUGCCCAAAGGUCUCAAUGUGACCAAAACGGACUUUAAGGUCCGCAAAAUUGAGAUACGCGAACAGCUCAAGGAGUAUUCGCAGCCAGCCAGCCAGUUUAACGGCAGCCAGCGGCAGCUGAAUCUCAAAGAGAUUCUCGCCCGCCUCAAGCAUCACAAUCUCAAGUUUCGCAGCGAUGCCCUGCGCAAUGUGCGCGACGCUGUCAAGGGCGGCCAGGCCGACCAUCUUGUUGGUCAUUUGAAUGAUCUGCUUCAGGGCAUUGCCGCCGGCGCAUUGGACAUGGAACGCGAUGUGCGUGUUGAAUCAUUCAAGACGCUCGAUGUGCUGCUCGAAGCACUGCCAUCGACGGCAAUUGUGCCAUUCUUUCACAUCAUUGCCGCCUAUUUGCGCUGUGCAAUGACCCACGUGCAGCCGGCCAUACAGGAGGAUUCGCUCCAGCUGCUCGACGUUCUGCUGCUCCGUGUGCCCGCCCGUCUGCUGGCGGAGCGCAGUGCCAGCACCAUAAUUGGCAACUUUAUCGAUAUGAUAUCUCGCACACGGCAUGACACGCAGCGCACAAAUCGGCUGCUCACAGUUCGCGUGGUGAGUGCCGGAUCGGGUCAGUUGACAACGAUUAAAUGGCGCACCAAGGUCCUGUUGCGACUCCAUCAAAUCCUUGGCACACUGCUGCAGCAGCAGCAACAGCAGCUGCCGAGGAGCGAUGCACGCCAGCCGCCGGCGCGUAUCGUUCACUUUGAUGCAAAGCGGCCACAAUAUUACAAUGUGCUGCGUCCCCAGUUGGAGGACAAACGGGAUCUGUAUGCCAUUGUGGGUGAGAGUGCGCGCAGAGACGAAAAUGAGCAGUUGCGCGGCUAUGUGGAGCAGCUGAUGCCACUGCUCCAUGACAAUUGGAUCGAGGUGCGACCACAACAGCAGCAGCAAAAAAAACACCAGCAGCAGCAACAGCAGCAGCUCCUCAGUGCGGAUGCGGCGGCCAGUCUGCACGUCCUGUUGGAUAUUGUGGCGCAACUGUGCCAGCUGGUGCAACAGUACGAGACAAUGCAACAGGAUGCGACACACGAGCUGAGCAUGUGGAUGCGUUCUAAUUAUGCCAACAGCUUUGUGCGCGUCUUCCUCAAGGAAUGCAACUAUCCCUAUCAGCAGAUACCAUCUAUCAGCGAGACGUCAACAACCCACACGAAGAAGAAGACCAAGGCCAAGGGCAAAAGGGAGCUGGCAACGGGAGGGGAAAUGUGCAUUGCCCAGAAUUUGACGCUGGUGCAGCUCGUCUGCUAUUUCUGGCCGCAGCCGGUUGGCGAGCAGGCGAGUGAUGAUUACGGCUGCUUGUUACAGUAUAUGAAUCAAUGCCUGCACCGCCUGAGCCAAUUGUCGGUCGAUGAGCAACUGCGUCUGGUGGUCGCAUUGCGUGCCCUGCUCCUCGAUAAUGGUUUGGCGCUGCUGCAGCUGCGCUCCCAUCAAAUGGGCUCGGUGAUGCAGCACUGUAUCGAGAAGUAUGUGGCCCAGGAGUAUACGACACGUGAGGGUGUUGCGACCCGUAUGCUGAAUCUGUUGUGCCAGCUGGUUCAGCGCAGCGAACUCUAUCAUGGCUAUGGCGGCAAGGAACAGUUUGCCACACUCCUCGACUAUCUGCCCCAGCUGCUGCUCAAGCCAAGCGUCGCUGAUGUCACCCUGACGGCGAUGUCAACACUUUGCCGCCAGCAGAAUGUCGUCUUUAUGACGGCCCUGGCGGACAGUGUCAACGAGGUGCUCGCCAAUGUCGAGCAGCUUCAGGUGACGGGUGACUCGGGCACAGAUGAGAGCCGCUUCGAGCAUCAGAAGCGCAUCCUAAAUCUAUUCUACUAUGCUCGCCGCUGUGGCGAUCCGCACAAAUUGCAAUCAGCAUUGCACCUACUGGAGCAGAAUACAUCCGAGCGAGUUUCCAGCUACUUUAAGUGCAUGCUCAGCUACGAUUAGGUCUGAAUUCACACGAUAUCCAUAUACAAUAUAGAAUAACCCCAAACAAGAAAACAAGUAGGAAGCAGUGCUUUAGUCGGAUGAGCACGACUAUGAUAUACCCUGAACCCAGUUCUAGUCGUAUUACCAAGUUUCCCUUUAAAUCUUUUGCACACUCAAAUGUAAGCAGGCCAGGAAGCACUCUCAUUUCCCAUGGUCAACACAGGCAUUGGGGAUAUUUUUUAUCCGAUCUUGAUGAAUUUGAUUUGGGCAGUUGAAAAUAUAUUAAGAAGAUAUUAACCUUAUGGCGUCCAUUAUAGUCUUUUUACCCAUUUUCAAUGGGCUCAGAAGGGUGUAAUAAUGUACAAUAAUUAUGGAAUAAAAACAAAGAUAAAAUAUAGUUCAAUUACACAAUAAAAUAGAUUAUUAAUAUACUAUAAAUUGUUUAGCUUUGGUUUAAGUUAAUGUAGGGACGCUGUGUUCCUUCCCGAUUCCCCAUUUUCGUUGAGAAUUCAAAAAUAAGGAAGUAAAAAUGAUUAAAUUGUAUUUUAAUACAAAACACAAAAAUCUUAAUCGUAAAUCGUAAAAUAAAGAAUAAGGAAAAAAAAGCUAACCAACAAUAAUGACUGGAAAAUAUAAAUAUUUAACCAAAGUAUUUCUUUAAAUAUAAAGCGAUAUGUAAGUUAA